AUGCCGUCCGUCGAGGAAGACGUGCACGAAAGCGACAGACGCAUCUUCACGCCCCCGCCGCGCAUCGCCGCCCGCUUCUACCGACCCUCGCAGGCUCGCCGCAGAGACUCGGCCGCCUCGUCCCGCCGCAACUCCUUCUCCUCCGCCCACUCCCGCUGCUCGUCCAUCCAGCCGUCCAGCCGCCGCGAUGGCGACCAGAGCAAAUACGUCGCCCAGCACGUCCGCCGCACAAACUUUCUAGAAGACCGCCGCGCCCGGCUGGCGGACAGGGCCGCCCACGCGGAAAAGGUGCGCCUGCGGGCUGCCCUGGCCAAGGCGGCCCCGCGCGGCCAGACGACCUCGGAGGAACGCGCGCUGGCUGCGCAGCAGGCGCGGCAGCGCAACCUGGCCGAGAUCGUGGCCAACUGCGCCGAGGAGGUCAAAAAGGCCAAGCAGAUCGCCGAGUCGACCAAGGAGCGGCGCGAGCAGGAAAUCGCCAAGAUGAAGGCGCAGAUGGAGGAACGCAUGGCCGAGGCGCAGAGGCGGCGAGAGGAGCUUCGAAACAAGACGGCAGUCAAGCGUACUAGAGGACUGAGCGUCGUUACCAAGAAGCCUUCCGCGGAAGCACUAUCACACGCAAAAAAGAUGACCGACGAAGAGGCAGCCACCAAGAUUCAGACAUGGUGGCGUGGGUGUAUGAGGAGGAAAGUUCUUCAAGAGUUCCACGCUCUCGGCCUGAGCGUGGACAGCAUCAGGGAUACUUCGUUUGAUACCGUUGUUGAGCUGCUUGCUCAGGAGAAGGUGCUUCUCAUCACCGCCCGGCUUCUCCGGAUCUGCGGUCUCCAAGAGGGCGAGCCGGGCUCUGUUGAGGAGAUGGCUGCGGUUCGCACGUUCCUCAGUGCGUUUCUCAUCCUCGGCCAUCCUGACCAGGUCCUCAACAACAUGGACGACGGGGCGGAGGACAGGGAGGUGGAAGCGCAGCUGAGCCGCCAUCGACUGCCCGCCACCGAGCUGAACAAUCCUCAGCUGCAAGACUUGGUAGACAAGGCCAAGGACGUGCUGAUAUCCUUUGAGAACAUCUUGACCUGGCUGACGCCAGCCAACCGGUACACAAUGCCCCCUUCAUUGCAGACGACGCUUCAGCAGGCCUACUCGGUCUUUUACAACGCAUUCAUCGCGUGGAAGUCGAGGGACUCGAACGCCCUCAUCGAGGUCAUGCUGAUGCAGAUGGUGGAACUGGACGCCAUCUACCACACUGUCAAGGAAUCAUCAGACGAUGCCGCCGCGGCGCUCUAUCGCAAGAGCAUCGAAGACAGCCAGACCAUGCUGAUUGUACGGAUCAAGAGGCUAGCGGGCGCGGAAAGGGGCAAGAAGCUGUUCAUGGACGCCAUCAGAGAGGCGAGACGGGCACGCAAGGCCAAGAAGCAGGCUGGCGACACCAAGCCUCGCGUCGCCGACAGCGACAGCGUGUCGGGAGACGCCCAGACGACGGCCAACGACUUCGUCUCCUCCGACUCUCAUCUGCUCACGCCACCCUCGACGCCGGCCAGCAAGAGCCAGGCCAGGGCGACGACGACCGUCAAGCCCGGCCUGAACGGACUGAUUCCGGACAACCGCGUCGUCGUGCACGAGCUGGCCAUCAACAAGGAGUACCAGAUCCCGGCCGAGGAAUACGUGGAGCAGCAGGCUGCCUUCUCUCGACCUCUCUACGUCCAGAUGAGGGCGGCGAUGGGAGAUGCUUCGGACGAAGCGAAUUUCCGGAUAUUCAUGCUCAGGGCGAGCCACAUCAAGGACAAGCUGCAGCGACCGUUGAAGGAGGGUAACCCCAUGUACAACCUGAUUGGGGAGAUUUUAGACGUGGACAUUGCGCAAAAGCAGUUUGAGAUGGGAAGCUUUUCGUACGAGAAGUUCUUUUCCGCCAUGGCAUCCCUGCUGCCCAAGCUCUGCGCGCCGUUCCGCGACGAGCAGGUCAAGGACCUGGUCCAGAACAAGCUGGGCGACGGCAGCGUGAUUGACCGCAUCGAGGCCCUCGACCGGUUCGUCGACGUCAUGCUUUGCGACUACAUCAACUACCUGCUCAAGAUUGCGGCACCGCAGCUCAUCGAAUCAGCCGUUCCGUACGAGGCGAAACGAUUUGCCGAGGAGCUGGGAGACGAACAAGACAAUUUGCCCGUUGCCGAGGCGGCCUGGAGGUCGGCCAGGGACAAGGUCCUGGCGGAGGUGCACAAGCGUGAUGUCGAGGGCAUCAACCACCCCAAGUCGCGACCGACGGCGUCCAAGAUCUAUGCCCAGAUGCUCGUGGACGUCUUUACGCAGCCCACGCCGGUUGGCCCCGAGCAGGUUCCCGAGAUGCUACGCCUCGACCUGGCCCGCAUCAACCAGGUGUCGACCAUGGUGCAGCGCAUCAUCACCGUGGGCGCCGUUCUGCUGCAGUGCAAGAAUCUCCUUAAGCGCGAUGUGCGAUCGGCAUGGAAGACGGAGGCGGCGCGCGUCAUGGCCGUGCUCGAGGCCAACCACCCCUCGAUCGAGACGGCGGUCGACGGCACCAUGGCCGCUCUGGAGGCAGGACGCUCCAUGCCCGCCCCUACCAAGACUCACCUGCGGGCCCUGGUGACCAAGGUGUUGACGGCGAGUCGCGAGAUGGCCCAGCGGAGGACGGAGCCGCGGGAUCCGGUCUUGCGCCUUCUCCUCACGCGUCUACGGGGCAACAUUUUGGCUCGCCUGGCCUCGGGCUCGGCCAGCGAGAAGGUCAAGGCCGCCAAUACGGCGGGCGAGAAGCUGGCCAGCCUUGGAUUGUCCGAGUUUGUGGAGAAGGUGAGGGAGAUGUCUGACCUGCUGGACAAGGUGGGCGCGGUCGACCGAGCGGCACAUGCGCCGUGGUGGGACGUUGUUGCGACCAAGGCCCAGCAGGAAGACGGGGAUGCUUAG
Trichoderma citrinoviride is the source of this 2907-nucleotide messenger RNA. RefSeq lists its product as hypothetical. The record is from RefSeq and is a predicted model, not a curated record. Bases 1 to 2907 code for a protein of 968 amino acids. Lineage: Eukaryota; Fungi; Ascomycota; Sordariomycetes; Hypocreales; Hypocreaceae. The transcript has a single exon. Gene Ontology annotation, molecular function: protein binding.